Molecule: messenger RNA, 957 nt
Organism: Candidozyma auris
Lineage: Eukaryota; Fungi; Ascomycota; Pichiomycetes; Serinales; Metschnikowiaceae
Exons: 1
Coding region: 1-957 (318 amino acids)
Biological process (GO): mRNA export from nucleus
Cellular component (GO): THO complex part of transcription export complex
Molecular function (GO): protein binding
Source: RefSeq, a predicted model, not a curated record
AUGGCAGCAAUCUUUGCUAAUAUACGGCAGCAACAAGUCAAUGACACAAAUCCGAAUGGGAGACAAUGCCAAUAUGACAUACUUCAUAUCUCUACCAACGCAAUUGGCACAAAGAUCGCCAAUACAAGGGACGACAAGGCGAUAAGAAUAUGGAAGCUAGUGGCCCUGGGACCCACAGAUUGCGUCCUUAUCCCCAGUGGGCACGCAGAACCAGUGAAACGAAUAUCAUGGCUCCCAACUUCGGACAAUCGCUUUGCCAGUGUGGGUGGUGAUGGUUACCUCAAGCUUUGGACACUGGCGGGAACUCUAGAAAGAGAGAUACGCGUUUCUACUGAGAGAACCGAGAACAAGUUCCGCUUGGUAGACUAUUCUGUUGAUGGACUGUACUUGUCGCUAACAAAUGAGGAUACUCUUGUCAUAGUAGAUGUGAACGAUGGCUACAAGAAAGUACAUGAGAUGCAGUUUUCGGACGCUAUAUCGGAAGUGAAAUGGCUGAAUGAUCCGCAUACGCUUCUAGUCGGGCUUGUGAACGGGUGUAUCAAUUUCUUACAACUUAAAGAAAAUCUCGAGGUAGUUUACACGCUAUCGGGGCCUCGUUCGGCUGUUAAUUGCAUAGCUAUAGACCCUAAAGGAAGGUUUAUCUGCGCUGGAAAUGAAGAUGGCAUCGUUUUCUUUUACAAUACAGCAGACUUGCAAAACAGCAAGACCAUUACAAAAGUUGAUGAGUCCAUAACAUCUCUCGACAUAAUCAAGGAUGGAAAUUACGUCGCGGUGGGCUAUGAAAAGGACUGCAAUAUCCACAUUUAUGAAUGUGGAACUCUAGAGAAGAUUCAUGAGAUCAAAGACCCUUCGUGUAAGGUUUUGAAAUUGCCUCUUUUCAAGUGGUUACCAACAGUUAACGGCUACAUAUACACCAGCAAUCAGAAUCGCCUGAUGAACGUUGCUAGGAAAGCAUAG